Dalotia coriaria is the source of this 5832-nucleotide messenger RNA. It is a transcript of the gene Smg6, whose product is annotated as Smg6 nonsense mediated mRNA decay factor. Gene Ontology annotation, biological process: nuclear-transcribed mRNA catabolic process, nonsense-mediated decay. Bases 339 to 5036 code for a protein of 1565 amino acids. The transcript is spliced from 19 exons. Gene Ontology annotation, molecular function: telomerase RNA binding; telomeric repeat DNA binding; protein binding. Lineage: Eukaryota; Metazoa; Arthropoda; Insecta; Coleoptera; Staphylinidae. The record is from RefSeq and is a predicted model, not a curated record. Gene Ontology annotation, cellular component: telomerase holoenzyme complex.
UGCGGCACAUUUUCACCAAAACACAAUAACACGAGAGACGAACAUAUUGCUUUCACAUAUUAAAGAGUGAGACAUCUUAAUACACACGCGAGAAAUACGCCGCCAAUUUGUUGAUAUUUUCUGCUUACAACUCGUAUGGAAUCUUCGUUAUAGGAAUCAUUGUGGUGUACAGUAUUUUCUUAACAAACCAGCGCAAUUCUGUGUGAAUCUUGAAGGUUUUUGGCUCACCUGCCGUUUCGCGCGCCUACGCGGACUGCGACCAAGAGUCGUGGUGAAAUUUUACGCACUUCGAUUAACGCACAAGUUAAGCACGCCCAUUCAAAGCACUUGAGCUGCAAAUGCAAGAAAACACACGGCGCGGUAAUAAUCGGCCCCAACAAGCCUUGUACAAACCAGGAUGUGGGCCUCUUCGAAAGUCAGACACAACUGAAGAAGAAACCACUAUGAGUAAACCAGUGAAAAAUAUCGCGGCCAGUCGUAUGAAUCGCUUCCGACAGGAGGAGUUUAGUAGGACAAUACCUGAAAGUGUCAAUGAACAAUUGCAAGAUAAACCAGAACAAGGAGACAGAAAAAGGAAUAGAAAACCUGAGCAACAAAUCUAUGUUCCAACCCCAGUUGCAAAGGCCAGACAGGAGAGUGAGAAGAAAGUCCAGAUUGAACAGGAAAUCAUUAAGAAUGAGAGAAGUAACAAGGAUAGAUAUGAUAAAAAGGAAAAAGAAAGAUUUAGGAAUGAUUACAUGGAUAGAAAUGAUCAUAAUUUAAAUGGCAGUCAUAAUCAAGAACAUGAUAGACAUUCUCAUAGAAAUAAGAGGUAUUCUAGUAAGAGAAAAGGGAAUGAUUCACAAGAUGAGUGGAGGAAUGCGUCGCCAAACCGAACAUAUCGUCAGGGAUCCGAACCAAGGCCACAGCAACAAUCAUGGGACCGCGUACGUGAUACGCGCAGCGUAGAACCAGCGCAUGCAUCACGUGCAUACCAACAUGAAAUACAAUCGCGUAAUCCCCCGAAUGCGAAACCACCGUCCGGACGGCGUCACAGCACCAUCGGGGUAGAGCCUGAUAAAAGACAAAAACCACAAAUCAAACUGGACAAUCUUCCGCCACGAUUGCGCAAGAAACGAUUAGAAGAAGCCGGUUUACUAGCAUGUAAUCAAGUCCCUGAGGAAUCUUGGGACGGCUCCAGCAUUACAUUUCAGGGUACUACGCAAAAUUCGAAGGGAAAUGCAUUGCAAUCAAACCAGCACGUGUCGGCAAACAACAGAAUUUAUAAUACUUUACCCAAUAAUCGACCAAGGGGUAGAGGUCGUAUUAAUAUGGAUUAUGGUAAUAUAGGAAACAAGCCAGGAAUGUUGCCAUAUCGCCCGGCUACACCAGAUAAGUUCAGUUCGCACAGCUCAUCGAAUAGUACACCCACCUUAUCACAUUCAAGUCGGACGCGCAGUAAUGAGAGCUUGAAUCGCGGUGAUUCACGCUCGCAAACACCGGUAAACAAUAGAAAAGACGAUUAUAACUAUAAUUCGAGCAGAUAUCCGAGGCAUCAGAAUCAAAAUAGGAAUUAUUUACGUGAUAAAGAAAGUGAUAGACACAAAGAAAUAGAGGCUGACGAUGUUAAGCAUGAAGAUAUUCAUUUAAUACAAGAAAAAUUGUCGGCAACCAAAAUAACAUCUCCACCUGCAGGCAAAAUACAAAUACAAAUUGAAUGUGAUGCAUUUAGUAAUGAAAUAUUUGAUUGGAGUGAAGAGGUAGAAAUGCAUGUGAAAAAUCUUGAAGAAGGUUUGAGUGACGCUCUGACUCGAAGUUCAUCUAUGACUAGCCUUACAGAGUCUGUUACUAAACCACCGUCAAGACCAAGACGUGGACGCAAAAAAAGAGAUCGCAGAAAUAGAAGGAGUACAAGUAGCAAUCGUGACAGAAGUGUGGAGAAUCAAAAUCGUCACUCGGAACCUCGCCACUCUCAUCAAAAUCGCACCCGUAAAAAUUCAGGAGAUCAUCAGUUUAAAGUUCCAGAUGCGCGGCCGCGCCGAGAUCGUAGUUUUGACCGUGGCCAGACUCGCUCACGAAAUGGAUCACGUGAACCUUCAUUUGAACGUCACAGAAAGAUAAGUUGUAGCGAUAGUUCAGAGGUAAACUGGCGAGAAGAGAUUCGUGCACGUACCGUGGAGAAGGAACCUCGUUUACGGCGCACUUCAGAUCGCGAUGAUAAUGUCCGACGUGGUGGACUUUUACAUCUACCGAAGGAAGGACCUAAACCGCCUGUGCUUACAAUUAAGGAUCGUCCUAUGUCUGAAAAUCGCCGCUCACCUGGACAAGCAACAACAACGCAUACGCAUUCAGCAUCGCAGAAAACUUUAUUCGAUCCACAAAAUCCGCAUAAACCGAUUAUCAUUAACAAACCGAAUUCUCGUGUGAGCUCGCACAGUUUUUCGGAAAUUACUGAAACGCAGUCUUAUACAUGUACGGAUCAAUUGGGAAAUGUGCGUCCUGCAUGGCACCAUGAAAACUCUGAUAAUUUCAAACUUUCACACUAUCCUGAUUUGUUAAAGAACAUCCGAAAAGUUGAUGCGGAAAUGCUAAAUUUCACCAGUCCACAAUACAUUCUACAAUCCUGGUUGCAUAUUCACAGUUGCCGAAAGUUUUUGCAGGAUGCGCUGGUGUAUUUGUUACGAGAGGAUAUGAAGUUUGCUGAACAAGAGAACAUUGAGCAAUACUUCUGGAAACUGUUGUAUUACAAUUUUAUUGAAAUAAUGCGCAAGGCUAUUGUUAAAGAUCCAGACAAUAGCAAACAGUAUAAAGAUUUCUUGUUGAAGCUUAUCAUAGAAGGGACUGAUUAUUAUGAGAAACUCUUGGAUAGUUUGCAAGAUAAGUUCAAUUUUAAGUUGGAGAAUUACACCGGCACUAAAGCUCACACGAAAAGUACGGGUUAUGUUCAACUAGCGUUGAUAUCAGCGCAGAAGAUUUAUAUUUGUCUGGGAGAUUUGUAUAGGUAUAAGGAGACUGUGAGCGACACAACAAAUUACGGCAAAUGUCGACAGUUGUAUAUUAAGGCGCAUGAGAUAAAUCCGAAAAAUGGACGGCCAUACAAUCAAUUGGCAGUGUUGGCGUUUUAUUCUAAGAAAAGAUUGGAUGCGGUUUACUAUUACAUGCGUAGUUUGAUGUCGACGAAUCCUGUUCCAUCAGCCAGGGAGUGUUUGAUCUCUUUAUUUGAUGAAAAUCGUAAAAAGUAUCUGCAUCAAAUCUAUUAUGAGCAUGAGCGUAAACGACGUGAGGAGCGACUGGAAAAAGCCCGUCAACACAUGAAAGAAAAAGAGUCGGAAAAUGCGAAGAGUAAGCAUGGCUCACUGCGCAAAGAAACAUGGAUUCGACCUGAUGGCGGGCGCCGCAUGCAUCGCACCACGUCGACGCUGCAAGAUACCAAAACGUUCGACUCUGAGGAGGAGGACUUGGCGGCGUUAACGAGCGUCGAAGUGAAUAAAAGAUUUGUGACGAGUUAUCUUCACGUGCACGGCAAACUCAUCACGAAAAUCGGUAUGGAGACAUUUCACGAAACGGCAUUGCAAAUGCUGAAAGAAUUUCGUGCUCUACUGCAGCACUCGCCAGUGCCAUUGCCUUCGAGUAGAUUUCUACAACUGCUGGCGUUGAACAUGUUUGCAAUCGAGAGUACUAAACUUAAAGAUCCAGAAUUACAGCCUGGAUUGCGUUCGGAGUUACAAGAACGCGCCCUAAUCGUCUCACUGGAAAUGUUCAGUCUGAUCCUAGAAAAAUGUGUUUCCAUCCUCACUGAACAUUUGGCCACGGCAACUCCAGCAAAUAUAAACAUUUUACCGCAAGACGCCGAAGAAUUACUACCGUCUGUGAAGAUUUGGUGCGAUUGGAUGCUGUGUCACAGCAGAAUCUGGAAUCCGCCGCCCUCAACCCUCGACUACAAAGUCGGGCCUGCGGGGGACGCGUGGACACGGGUCGCCAUCCUGAUGAAUCUGCUGGAGAAUCUGGAUCCGUCCAUCAUGCGCAAAUUUAAAGAAGAGGCUAUUGACGGUUACGAGCUGGUGCGACUACCCGAGGACAACACCUUAAGUGGAUUUACACCACUUUUAUGCAACGUGAUUCCUUCAACCAUAUAUGUCCCUCCUGAUACGGACAUUGAAUCAGCGCAGUUUGCCUUACGGCUGCAUAGGUUGCUCUUUUUUGGCACCGAGUUUUUGUGCGGGGUUGAACCACCCGUACUUAAACUUGAGUACAGGAACGACACACGUGGAUAUGUUAGCGUCGUCUGUACCACUGCAAAUCGAAGUGCACCUAAUACACCACCAGAAUUUAAUGAGAGCGAAUUGAUGGUAGAGAGCUUUAGUGAUGAAGAGGACUGUAAUUCAGAGAGUGUCGUCCUGGAGAAUACAUCAAAUGAAAUACAGGAGCUGCUAAGUAGAAAAAAUGAAUUGGAAAGGCGACAACGCGUUCAGGAGCUGCAUCGACAAACGGUCCAGAAAAUUUUACAACAGAGCGUCGUGAGUGUGCAUAUUGAGGUAAAACCCAAGAAUCUCGUGCCCGACACGAACUGCUUCAUUGAUUAUCUUCCUUCGUUGAAGACUAUUGCGUCAAGUAAUGUUUACACGUUGAUGGUACCAUUAAUAGUGCUCAAUGAGUUAGAAGGGCUUGCAAAAGGUGCGAAAACACCUGAACGUGUCAUGAAUCCAGCACACGCCCUGAAAGUAGCCGAGGCGUCGAAGGCUGCGUUAGAUUACCUCGCCACACGCUCGGCGGGUGUGAAAUGUAUAACAACAAAGGGCACAAUUCUCGCGUCGACCGCUUUCACCAAAGAGGACGAUGCGAUCGUAGAUGUCAACGCCACGAACGACGAUCGCAUCUUACAGGCGUGCAUGACUUUAUGCAAGGGCCAAAGCGAACAGGCCGCAGGCGAGCCACGAAAAAUUCAUCGUGAAGUGGUUCUGCUCACGGAAGAUCGGAACCUGCGGGUGAAAGCGCUGGCAAGGGAUGUUCCCGUACGAGAGGUGCCCAGUUUUCUCCAGUGGGCUGGUCUGGGUUGAAAAUGACCCUCGUGGACGAUUCAACUUGACCGCUACACUUGCCAGACAGCACGUCAAAUUGCAAACUAUUGAUGAGUUUGUGAAUUUAAUCUUUCAUCAUCGGGUUAUCAUGAAUUGUGGCGUUACCUUCAACUUACGAUCCUGAUAUGUUUGCUGAUUCAUCAACAUGCACCAAACUAUUAUUCAAACGCAUUGUGCCAUUAUUAUGAAAACUAUUUUAAUCUAUUAUACAUAUUGUUAGGUUUUUUUCUCAUUUUUCUUAUUUUUUGUUCUUUUUGACAAUUGACGAUUUAUCUAUGACGGGAUUUUGCACAGAGUAUUUUUAUUGACUUUAAUUAUACCCAUGCAUUCUGCGUGUGAGACUUGGACAUUAUUAGAUGUAAUAAACGUGAGGCGAUUUUCAUUGUUUCUAAGCGCGGUGCGUAAAUUAUGCACCUGAUUGUGAUUAAUCGUUAAUGAAAAACAUAUUUUAAACAAAUGCGUUUAUUUUUAAAACUUGUAUGUUAGUUACUGCUAUGUACUUAUACAUUUACACGAUGUGAAUACAAGAUAAUAUUGUUUAGUUUUUCAACAAAAAAGGUAAAAAAGGACCCAAGUUCGGUCUUAUUUUUAUUAUUCUGUUUACCGGUUAAUUUUUUAAGUAUUUACUGCUAAGUUUAGUUGACUAAAUAUUAAAUAACACAAUUGUGACUUUGACUGUUAACUUUUUGAAUGUUCGAUGCUUUCGACUAUACAAAUAUUGACGACAAGUAUUUCUGCUCAAUAAAAUGAAAAUAAAGAUUACAGGUUUAUUCAA